Molecule: messenger RNA, 453 nt
Organism: Miscanthus lutarioriparius
Lineage: Eukaryota; Viridiplantae; Streptophyta; Magnoliopsida; Poales; Poaceae
Source: the annotation of a GenBank genome assembly
AUGGACGCACCUAGCCCCCGAACCGGCAGCUGGGUUGCCUCCGCUCCAUCAUCAAAAGAUUUGUCCAAGCCAGGUGAUAGGGUGGAGUUUGUGCCAGAGGAGGAGGACGUUGAGUCAGAUGAAGCCCUGUGGGACCUGUAUGAGCGCUGGUGUAAGGCUUUUAACCAGAAGCGUGAGCCUGAUGAGAUGGCUUGCCGGUUCAACAAGUUCAAGAACAGGGUGCUGCGUGUCCACAGUAUCAACAAUGCUAAUCAGUCAAUCAAGUUGGGACUAACCAAGUUCUCUGAUGGAAAGCUAGCGGAGAUGCGUGCCAAUCGUGAUCCGCUUGAUUGCAUGCUUGCAGAGAAGUUUCCAAAUUCAUCUCUUCUUUGGAAAGAUCUACCUGAGGGGCGUGAGCUGUUAGUCCCAAAUGAUGAUUUCAUCAAGCGCCGCUGGAUCCCAUACCUCCCCUGA